AGAGGGACUAACAAAGGGGGAGGAUUUAUAAAGGGGGGGAGUUGAAGAAAGAGUGAGAAAGUGCUAGGUGAGUAUAUAGUGACAGAGGGAAACAGAGGAACCCCGAGAACGGGUGCAAGAUAGAAAGAGAGGGAAGGGUGACGACAGAGACAAACGGGCAUUAGAAAGAGGGAGAAAGAGAGAGAGAGAGAGAGAAAGCGCGCGCGCGCGCGCGUCUAUGUGCCAGAAGGAACUGACAGACAAAGGAAGUGGAAAGGACCCGGUCGGUCUUUCGGUCAGGAAAGUUAAGGGUACGAAGGACGGCAGGAAGGCAGGAAAGACGGAAGGAUCGUAGUCAGACGAGGCUGCGUUACGGGGUGACAGCGUUACGAGUGAUAGAACCGCGUCGGGUCUGUCCCCUAGGAAGGGACCGUCGCGCGCAACGCGAUCAAUUUUCGUUGCGACGCGGGCGGCGAGACUGGAAGAAAGGAAGAAGAAAUGACGACUGCAGCAAGAUACCGAUAACCGGCCAGAUAAUGUUGUCGCAGAGCAAGUUUUACGCUCUCUUUAUCCACUACACGUUUGUGUAGCGCGACACGGGGCGGGUCCUUACCGCUGCGGUGAAGAACAGAGGUGUUGGAAGAAGAGGUGGUGGCGCGAGGAGAACAAAGAAGAAGAAGAAGAAGAGGAAGAAGCGGAAGAACGAAGAGAAGCAGGAAGGGAAUCGAAGGGAACGAAGAAGCUUGUUUGGAAAUUUUUCCGGAGGAGUGCCGGAGAGGAUUCACCCGAACGGAUUACUGGAAUACGUUUCGUCGUGUUCAUGAUUAUCGUGAAAAAAGAAACAGAAACGAGGGAAGAGAGGAGCAGAGAACGAAAGAGAUAACGAAGAGAACAAGAGAGAGAGAGAGAGAGAGAGGAAGACAGAGGAAGACAGACACACACACAACACACGCGCACGCACGCACGCAUACAGAAAAGACAGAAAAAAGUUCGUUGUCGUACGGUGUGUUCAGUUUACAGUGUCAGUUGCUUGGUAGUGUGCUACCCUUGCCGAAGCUGAACAAGCAAGGCCCGCGGAGGUAUCUCAGAACCCGCCCCUCCUCGACGUCGCAGUGCCUCUUCUCCAUAUCGCUACGUCGUGCUUCUUUUCGUUCAAGCCGCGACUAUCCCUACGCUACCGGAGAAACUCCUCGACCAUAAGUAUCGAUCGUCUCGCAGAUCAGACUAUGUUAUUUCGAAUAACGGAUUGAUCGCACCCGUCGCUUCAUUCACACGUCGGACAUGAAAAAUCUUGGUUCGCGUUGGACGGUCCCCGACAUAGCACGCACUGCCGCAGCGCGUUCGUCAUUUCUCGUCGCCAUUUCGUCGGAACGAGAGUCAGGUAGCAGCAGCAGCAGCAGCAUCAUCAUCAACGAUAGCAGCAGCCGCAGCAGCAGCAGCAGCAGCAGCAGCAGCAGCAGCAGCAGCAGCCGCAGCAGCCGCAGCAGCAAUAGCAGCAGCAGCAGCAGCAGCAGCCGCAGCAGCAGCAGCAGCAGCAGCAGCAGCAGCAGCAGCAGCAGCAGCAGCAGCAGUAGUAGCAGCAGCAGCAACAGUAUUAACGUUAAAGUGAGAAGAAGUAUCGUUAGAAGUAGCGGUAGUGGAAGCAUUAAGGGAAGAGGUAUUAUCAAAGUAAGAGGCGUCACGGCGAUCGAGAAGAAUAAGAGGGAAAGGAAGGGCAUCGGUAGAUCGGCAGUCGACGUGCUGCACGAGUCGCAUUUAUCCGUCCGAUCGUACGUAACGGCGUCGUCAAAUCGGUUCGACGACACGACGCGUUCCGAAUCGACGCCCAGGUACCGGCCUCUAGCCGGCAAGUCGCGCGGUUCUCAGCAUCGGUCUCGUCCUCGUCAGCCGCAGCCGCAGCCACCGCAGCAGCCACUCUCUUACCCCCCCGUAUCGUGGGACACGCGCACAUUACACUUCAGGAACUGUUAGCACCGAUCAAAAGUGAGAAGGUGGCUCAGCUGUGUGCAGCUUAGACAAUGUCCGAAGAUUCUGACUCUGUAUCAGAGGAAGAAAGAAGUUUGUUCCGUCCGUUCACGCGGGAGUCCCUGGCAGCGAUCGAGGCUCGCAUCGCCGAGGAACAUGCCAAGCAGAAGGAGCUCGAGAAGAAGAGAGCGGAAGGCGAGGGAGGUUUUGGACGGAAGAAAAAGAAAAAAGAAGUUCGGUAUGACGACGAGGACGAGGACGAGGGUCCUCAGCCGGAUCCGAUGCUCGAGCAAGGAGCACCGAUCCCGGUCCGACUGCACAACGAAUUUCCACCCGAGUUGGCCUCCACACCUCUCGAGGAUAUCGAUAGCUUCUAUCAUAACCAAAGGACCUUCGUCGUCAUCAGCAAGGGAAAAGACAUAUUCAGGUUCUCAGCGACAGAUGCGAUGUGGAUCCUCGACCCGUUCAACCCAAUACGACGUGUGGCCAUUUACAUAUUGGUUCACCCACUGUUCUCCCUCUUCAUUAUCACUACAAUAUUGGUUAACUGCAUACUCAUGAUCAUGCCCACUACGCCCACCAUCGAGUCUACGGAAGUGAUAUUUACGGGCAUCUACACAUUUGAGUCCGCCGUUAAGGUGAUGGCGAGGGGUUUCAUUCUGCAGCCUUUUACCUAUCUUAGAGAUGCAUGGAAUUGGCUCGACUUCGUAGUUAUAGCUUUAGCUUAUGUGACGAUGGGCAUAGAUCUAGGCAACCUUGCCGCUCUUAGGACAUUUCGAGUCCUCCGAGCCUUGAAGACUGUCGCUAUUGUACCAGGUAUGCUUAGAGAAAUAGAUCAAUUGGGUGUAGUCGCAGAUUCUUAGAGACUAUUUCAUUUUUUUAUAGACACACUAUUUGCCGCGGCUCGCUAUGUUUACACACACAUUCUCUCGCAUCAUCACCGACAACGCCUAUUCUCUCUCUUUCUCUCUCUCUGUCUGUCUUUCUCUCUCUCUCUCUCUCUCUCUCUCUCUCUCUUUGUCUCUCUAUCUCUAUCCUUCUCUCUCAGUAAAUAUAAAACCUCUCUGUUUUAAUCUCUUAAUAUUGGAUCAAGACGCUACCCUACUCUUUCACAUGUACAUGUACUAUUUGUGCGCCACUUUUUUUGCUCGCCAGCCUCCCAUCUUUCACUUCGAUCAUUGAUUCAGUGAUCAUUCUCAUCGAAUCGAACACGUUUCUUCAAUUUAUUGAUCAUUGAAAGGAAGAAACGAUCAGCUGUUCAUGAUCUUCUGCUAGCCAUAUCUGUCUUGUCCUUCGUUCCUCAUCUUUCUCCAU
This is a messenger RNA of Frieseomelitta varia, 3258 nucleotides long. Its product is annotated as sodium channel protein para-like. Bases 1998 to 2807 code for a protein of 269 amino acids. The transcript has 9 exons. Gene Ontology annotation, biological process: sodium ion transmembrane transport; neuronal action potential; membrane depolarization during action potential. Lineage: Eukaryota; Metazoa; Arthropoda; Insecta; Hymenoptera; Apidae. The record is from RefSeq and is a predicted model, not a curated record. Gene Ontology annotation, cellular component: plasma membrane; voltage-gated sodium channel complex. Gene Ontology annotation, molecular function: voltage-gated sodium channel activity.